UAAUAUACUUAUUGAAAUUUAAGCAAGUAUUUCUAUAAAAGGUUUGAUAUGCUUAGGCCACAUCUCAUGUCUACUCAUGUUUACCUAAUGAUUUUGGUUUAAAAAUUGCAGGUUCAAUGUUUUAUCCAAAUUCUUACAUUGGAUAAAUACGGAUAUGCCAAUAAUUCAAUUAAUAUUAGUAGAUAGCUCAUUCAUAUUUACACGUGAACUAAGAGCUGUUUAGCAUUUAAAUGCACGCACUGAAAGCCAAAGCCCCGCCUCUCACCUCAUCCCUAUGUGUCUCCACCUCCUGUGAUCUCAAUAUUUAAUUAAGAGCCAGACUAAGUGAUGUUGUGCAUGCACACAGUAGAAAAAAGGUGACGCUGCCAUCUCCUGCAGCAGAGCACCAGAUACAACCUCCACAAGUCUCGUCUUUGUCAUCUCUUGUUCAAAUUCUCCACCUUCCUUGAUAAUGUUUUUGGUCUUAUAUUACAAAUGGACUUUCAGUGAAGGAGUUGCGUCAUUUGAGUUCAUCCUCACCCUCCUGUAUACUUAGACCAUGUCUUUUUGUACACUUGGACCUUAUUGAACGACACCUGCAGACUUGCAUCAAUAUGGAGGAGUUUAUGGAGGACCACCAUUGCGGAGACUCUCUCUUCCCAACCUCCACCCUCAUUCCUGUCACCACCAUUUGCAUCCUGCUCUUCAUCGUCGGCGUAACCGGCAACACCAUGACCAUCCUCAUUAUCCAGCGCUUCAAGGACAUGAAGACCACCACCAACCUGUAUCUCUCCAGCAUGGCCAUCUCAGACCUGGUCAUCUUCCUCAGCCUCCCCUUCGACCUCUACCGCCUCUGGAAGUACGUACCUUGGGUCUUCGGGGAGCUGGUGUGCAGUCUUUCACACUACAUCAAUGAAGCGUGCACCAACGCCACCAUCCUCCACAUCACAGUGCUCAGCAUGGAGCGUUACCUGGCCAUCUGCUUCCCUUUCAAAGCCAAGGCUGCCAUCACCAAGCGGAGGGUCAAGUAUGUCAUCUUGGCUCUGUGGGGCUUUGCCCUACUGUCUGCUGCACCGAUGUUCUUCCUGAUGGGUGUGGAGUACGAGAACGAGACGAUACCUGAUCCAGGCACGCGGCAGUGCAAGCACACACGCUAUGCCAUUGACUCUGGGUUACUGCACACCACCAUCUGGGUGUCGACCACCUACUUCUUCUGCCCCAUGUUUUGCCUGCUCUUCCUGUACGGAUCCAUUGGACGAAAGUUGUGGAAGAGUCGUCAUGAGCUUCAUGGGCCCAAUGCGGCAGCCAGACAGAAGGUUAAUCGGCAGACUGUCAAGAUUCUGGCUGUUGUUGUAUUGGUCUUUGCCAUAUGCUGGCUGCCGUACCACAUCGGUCGGUUCCUCUUCACACACGUUGAUGACUACCACUCCGCCCGCCUCAGUCAGAACUUCAACGUGGCCUCCAUGGUGCUCUUCUACCUGAGUGCCUCAAUUAACCCCGUCCUCUACAACCUCAUGUCCAACAAGUACCGCUCUGCCAUCAAACGCCUCUUCCUGUUGGCCCGCAGGCACCACCACAGGCCCAACCGGAGGCAUAUUUCGACGCGUGAUGACAUCACCGCCUGCACAGAGACAUUCAGUGGGGUGAAAGAGACCAUAAUGACUAGGGUUGGGUCUCAAGAACCAGUUCCAUUUUAGAACUAUUUCCAAAUUUCCCAAGUAACUGUGGAUUUGAUUAGAUGUGUUCAUUUCGAUUCCGCUUACCGAUUCCUGUGUGCGCAUUUUAAUGUGAAUUUAAACCAAAUGCAAGAAGACAUGAAAGAGAAUGCAGUUCAGCACUCAGACACCUUUCAUGUAGUGUGCCAAUACUAAAUUGAGUUCUCUUUUGCGUCGUCUUGCGCUUGAAUGGGCAAAUGCACAC
Messenger RNA from Megalobrama amblycephala (Wuchang bream), 1899 nucleotides. RefSeq names its product motilin receptor (gene mlnr). Gene Ontology annotation, biological process: G protein-coupled receptor signaling pathway. Gene Ontology annotation, molecular function: G protein-coupled peptide receptor activity. The record is from RefSeq and is a predicted model, not a curated record. Gene Ontology annotation, cellular component: plasma membrane. NCBI's taxonomy places the organism in Eukaryota, Metazoa, Chordata, Actinopteri, Cypriniformes, Xenocyprididae.